This is a messenger RNA of Anolis sagrei ordinatus, 1369 nucleotides long. It is a transcript of the gene BLOC1S4, whose product is annotated as biogenesis of lysosomal organelles complex 1 subunit 4. The record is from RefSeq and is a predicted model, not a curated record. Gene Ontology annotation, cellular component: BLOC-1 complex. Lineage: Eukaryota; Metazoa; Chordata; Lepidosauria; Squamata; Anolidae.
AAAGCGGCGGUUGGUAGGAAGGAAGGAGGGAGGGCGCGCGGGGUCAGGUGACGGCUGGCGGGCCGAUGGAGGAGGAGGAGGAGCUCCCUCAGCUGAGCGGCGACAGCGGCAAUGUCUCUCAGAGCCACAGCAGCGCCUCCGGCCUUGCCGACGAAGAAGCCUCCGCCGCGGGUGGGGAGCCGCUGGUGCUGCUGGGCAGCGACUAUGCCGCCUACCUGCUGCCCUCACCUUUCGGGCAGAUUGAAACCUUAGAUAAGGGUCUGGAGGAUUUGUUGACCAGGGUAGAUGAGUUUGUGGGAAUGCUCGACAUGAUUCGAAGUGAUUCCUCUCAAGUAGUAAAUGAAAAUGUGCCACAUAUUCAUGCAAAGGCUGUGGAAAUGAGGCAGCUAUAUAGAAAGAUUGACAAAUUGGAGGCCUUUGUUAAAAUAGUUGGAAAUAGUGUUGCUGGGCUGGAGGAACAGAUCACAAAAGCAGAAUCAGACCUUGGAACAUUUCCAAAUACUUUUAAAAAACUUCUACACACAAUCAGUGUGCCAUCUUUUCUUAAUAAAUCAUCUUCAAGGCAGAAUCCAGCCUCUUAUGAACCUCCUGAUCUCUUCAAGACUGAAGAUUACUUUCCUUGUCUUGGUGAAGCACAGAAUAAGUGACAUAACUGAUGACAUUUUCCAAAUGAUAGUAUUGUAACUGGUUGAGCGCCAAGCUGGUCUUCAGGAUGUUGCUCUUUGAAAACAAGUGUCCAGCUGCCUUCCUGUGUUUCAGUCUCUCAUCUACUUUGCAUAUGUCUUGUUUUUUGCUUUGAACAUGUUAUUUCUCGUGUCUUCCUAAAGGCUCAGAAAUAUAUAUAUAUAUGAGUGGCCAAUCAUAUUAUCAAUUAGCCAUAUCGAACAGAAGGGAUAGAGCUGUGGGAUGGUGGAGAACAAGUGUAGUUUUGCCUUGCUGGUGCUACCAACUACUUUUCACAGAUAUGGGGAAAGAAGAAACAGCUAUCCACCACUAUCUCUUUUGCCUUGCCAAAUUAGAAAGAGGCUUGGAAGACUAGAGUUGAAACCUAAUAUGAAAGAGAUUUCUUCCUUGCAUUUCACCCUUUGCCAAACUCCAGUCCCUCUUUGGCUUUGCUAGAAUAAAAACAAAGAAUUGGAGCAAGCAAAUACUGUCUUCUGCAGCUUUGUACUUCUCCCCCUUCUGCUCUCCAUGCAGGAUGACAGAAGCCAAACAAGAAAAUGCCCCCUUCCUUUCCAGGAAAAAACUCAAGAGGACCGGCAGAGCUGACUUAACAGCAACCAGUGGCCAGGACUGUAGUAUAUUUUUCUUUGCUAGCUUCUUUUGGAAAUUUUGAAUAAUAAAUGGCCUUCUUUAAUUACUGAAAAAA